AUGAAAUCAACUUCAAACACUCCGUACUCACGAUUCCAUGGACGACGAUCCUAUUCUUUACCGUGGAACGGAAGAUCUUUAAAAUCGGGUUUCUCUCCACCGCCCUCGACCAGUAACAAUAUAUCACAUAAUGACGUCACACCUCAGUACCAAGAAACCGGCAUGGAAUGGCCAAGUACUGGCCAGGAUACGUGGCAUGGCUUCCCUGAUUUUGAUACAGCACGCUGUGACGUCACACACAACGCUUGCGAGAAACAAAGCUACAAGAGUGAGGCGCGGUUUUGUAUGCCACGAGUGGCGGAACCCAGUCAUAUGACCGCACCCGUUCAUAUAGACGUGGGUGGGGUCAUAUAUACCACAUCUAUGGAGACUCUUACCGUUUUCCCCGAUUCAAGACUUGGCAGAAUGUUCUCCGGUAACAUCCCCCUCGUUCUGGACAGCCUUAAGCAGCAUUAUUUCAUAGACAGAGAUGGCGAUAUGUUUCGACACAUCCUCAAUUAUUUGAGGAACCGUCGUCUCAUUUUGCCCAAUAAUUUCGCCGACUACGACCUUUUAGUAACUGAAGCUGAGUACUUCCAAUUACAUCGUAAGAGACUUGGAAAGAUGGAAAGCAGAGCAGCAAAUAAAAUUGAAGGUCGAAUGGGGAUCUUAGCGAAGUUAUGGUUGGAGAAACGGUGGAAAGAAACUGCUUCUGAUUUAUGUUUAGUUGGUUCCGUUAGAAGAUAA
This is a messenger RNA of Leptosia nina, 726 nucleotides long. The record is from the annotation of a GenBank genome assembly. Lineage: Eukaryota; Metazoa; Arthropoda; Insecta; Lepidoptera; Pieridae.